Messenger RNA from Aedes aegypti (yellow fever mosquito), 3864 nucleotides. It is a transcript of the gene Kap3, whose product is annotated as kinesin-associated protein 3. Gene Ontology annotation, cellular component: ciliary transition zone; kinesin II complex; axoneme. The record is from RefSeq and is a predicted model, not a curated record. The transcript is spliced from 9 exons. Lineage: Eukaryota; Metazoa; Arthropoda; Insecta; Diptera; Culicidae. The coding region runs from base 97 to 2844 and encodes 915 amino acids. Gene Ontology annotation, biological process: microtubule-based movement; cilium organization. Gene Ontology annotation, molecular function: kinesin binding.
GACGCGAAUACGCCAGCAGUAGUGAGCGAGCUGCAAGAGAAGAGGCGUUUUGAUGGCUCACGGCACGAUUCGCGACGACGACGCCCCUAGUGUUGUAUGCUGGCAAGUUUGUUCCACUGGAUCGCAGGUUUGGCACUGAUUUUAUUUACGAUCCACUAUCUGUACUACAUCGUGACGGCACUACUACGGUCACCAUCCAGUGGCCCCAGCAGAACCUACGCCGCUGGCCAUCAGAUGCAGUCCGAGGACGCAAAGUAUAUCAAAAAACGAUGGAAGGGUGGAACCAUCGAGCCACAUCCGACGGAGAAGGCCCUCAUCGUGAACUAUAAACUGGAGGCGGCCGUUUUCGGGGAACCCGGAGAUCCCAUGCUGGAGGAUAGGAAGGAUUGUCAACGGAUAAUCCGUCUCAAAUCGCUGAACGCCAAAACGGACCCGGCCGUCCUGGCCCGAGAAGUGGUGGAAAAAUGCGACCUCAUUCACAAGUCGCAACUGUCCGACAUCGAGCAGAUCAUCUACUACCUGAAGAAUCGUAAGAAUGUGGAAAGCCCCGCCACGGCCACCGGUCAGCGGACCGCAUCCCGCCCUUCUGGAGGCGUGGUCGGAGGUGCCGGUGGCGUUGGCGGAGGCGCUUCCGGCAAAGCAAGCGCCCAAGAUGCGGAAAAGGCCACCAUCCGCAACAUUGACGAGUAUAUAGAGUUACUUUAUGAGGACCUGCCCGAGAAGAUCAAGGGAUCGCGACUGAUUCUGCAGCUGGCCCGCGAUCCCGACAACCUGGGCGAACUGGAGAAGAACGAGGCUGUCCUGAGCGCCCUAUCGCGGGUUCUCCGCGAGGACUGGCGGCGAUCGUUGGAUCUUUCCACCAACAUAAUCUACAUAUUUUUCUGCUUCUCGACGUACACCAAUUUCCAUUCGGUGAUUGUCAAUUACAAGAUCGGAUCGCUGUGCAUGGACGUGAUCGACUACGAGCUGCGACGGUACGAUCAAAUGAAGAAUGACCUGGAUGCCCGGAAGAGCAGCAGUGCCGGCAGUGAAAAGGGCAAGGAAAAGGAGAAGGACGUCAAUAAGAGUGCAGAAUAUUUGGACACGAUCAUUGAUCAGGAGAAACCCAAAGAGAUGGAACCUCCUCGGAGGAGGAUACCAGAGCUGAAGCAACGGCCCAAAUCGGGCAAUUGGGCCAGCUAUCACGGAAGCAUGAGUUCCUCGUUGGUUAAAGCACAUAAUAUGAACAAUAGUUAUCAUGAGCAGUUGAACAAGGAAACGACUGCUUCCAACGAUAGUCUCAACAAUCAAUCGCCCGACAGCGAGAAACCCGAUCCAAAGAAGCAGAAAGAUGAUUAUGAUAAGAUUAACAAGCAGUUCAAGAUCUUCGCCAAGAAGCAGGAACAACUUUUAAGAGUGGCAUUUUACCUUCUUCUUAACAUAGCGGAAAACGUGAAGCUGGAGGAGAAGAUGCGCAAGAAGAACAUCGUAAAGAUGUUGCUGAAGGCGUUGGAACGACAAAACUUCGACCUGUUAGUGCUGGUCGUAACGUUCCUCAAGAAACUUUCGAUCGUCCGCGACAACAAGGACGAAAUGUACGAACUGAAUAUUGUGGAGAAGCUCCCGCGUCUUCUGCAGUCGCAGAAAGACCUGGUGCAGGUGACGCUCAAGCUCCUGUUCAAUUUGUCCUUCGAUGCCCGGCUGCGGGCAAAGAUGAUACGAGUCGGUUUCCUGCCGAAGUUGGUCACCUUCUUGAGCGACGACAAACACCACGAGAUCGUGACCAAGAUCCUGUACCACAUGAGCCUGGACGACAAGAUCAAAUCGAUGUUCACCUACACGGACUGUGUGCCGGUCGUAACGGAUAUGCUGCUGUUGAACCUGAACCAGAAGUCCGACCCGGAUCUGAUCGCUUUGGGCAUCAAUUUGGCGCUGAACAAGCGGAACGCAGCGAUGAUGAUCGAGAACAACCGACUGCACAAUCUGAUGUCCCGGGCGUUUAAGUACCAGGACACGCUGAUGAUGAAGCUGAUCCGGAACAUUUCCCUGCACGAGUCGCUGAGGAUGCAUUUUGUGGACUUCGUAGGAGAUUUAGCAAAAAUUCUGACUGAAUGUGACGAUGAGGAGUUUACCGUCGAAUGUUUGGGCAUGCUCGGAAAUUUGGCGCUGCCCGACUUGGACUACUCACAGAUCAUUCACAACUUUAACCUUAUUCCACUGAUUCGGAAUAUGCUGGUGCCAGGCAAAUACAAGGACGACCUGGUGCUGGAAACGGUGGUCUUCCUGGGCACUUGCGCAUCGGACGAAUCCUGCGCUAUGCUGCUGUGCAAAGCGGACGUGAUUCUGUCGCUGAUCGAGCUGCUCAAGGCCAAGCAGGAGGAUGACGAGAUGGUGCUGCAGAUUGUGUUCGUGUUCCAACAGGUGCUGCGGAACGAGAGCACCCGGGUGUACAUGAUCAAGGAGACGGAGUCGCCAGCCUACCUGAUCGACCUGAUGCACGACAAGAACGCCGAGAUCCGGAAGGUGUGCGACUUCUGUCUGGACAUCAUAGCGAUCACCGAUAACGAGUGGGCCUCGCGAAUCAAGUUGGAGAAAUUCCGGAACCACAACUCCCAGUGGCUGAGUAUGGUGGAAACGCAGGAGGAGACGGACGACAUCCAGGACUAUGGCCCGAUGGAUGACGACGACGGCGAUUUGCCGGCGUACCUGACGGCGGACUAUCUGGACCAGUGUAUGCUGUACCAAUCGGGGGAGUCGAACGAUGAUGGCGAGGGGAACAAUCGGUCCACGUCGGCAAUGUCCAACUACAGCAGGCCGAUGAGUCGCUACAGUCGCGACUUGGAGGACUUUGAAGUGAUAUCCUAAGAAACAAUGAGAGUUUUUCCAUCAAAACGCAUUCGUCUAUCCCCAGAUCGGUGGCAUGUGACCGCCUACAAUACAAACUAUACAGCAUGACAAAACCUAAAUACAAAACUAACAAAUACAAAUCGAUCCAAAAGGAAAAAUAGGAAAAAAAAACUUUGUUGGAUAGCCAACGAGGCUGCUAGGAAUGUAGAGAGAACUAGAGAGAUGGAGAGCUUUCCCGCGCGAGCUUACAGGCUCUGCUAUUACGAUGUUGGUAUUAUUAGAUUCCUACGAGCGAUAGAACAGAUAAGGUGUUUUAAUAUAAAGCAGAAAGUAUUUAUAGUCACGCCCGCUUCAAUAGUGCUGAGCCUUAGAUCGUGUUAGUAUCAGAGUAAGUUGCCUUCUCUCCUAUCCACGCAAUCCUUUUUUUCCGCACAAACCAACCCACACCAAAGCUGAAUCUCUCCCUUUCGAAUUGCAAAAAAGAACAUGUAGGUAGUUAGAGUGUUUGCACCCUCCCUUUUCCUCUUUGCCUGCAGAGUUUGUGUACGCAAAAAAAUACGCUUGAACGUUUGAAGCUUCGGCUUCGAAAGCAAACUUACUAUUAUAAUCCUUAUAUGCAUAACGAUGUCACUUGAUCGAUUUACUUACCGAACGAAGAAUGAGAUUGAACGAAUGUGCGAAUUGACUGUCAAACAAAAACCAUUAUGUCUAGUCUUCUUUAAUUUGUGAUAGAGAUUCCAGUGUUUUUAAGUUAUUGAACUUGAUUUUUGAUACCUUUGUGUUUUUGGAUUAUGUUAACUCGUAGUUUAUGUUAUCUGAAACAACCCCGUUAUACGCUUCUUGAAAUAAUAUAUCAUGGUUCAAUAUUGGUAGCUUCAGUUGCAAAACGUGUUGUAACCGCUCAUCAUUAACAAAUUUUAACCCUUAGUUGUAUGUAUAAUGUGCGUUUGUGACUCUGUCAACGUGUACCGAUUCAAAGACAAAGGAAAACCAAAAAAUGCGACAAAAAUAGAGUAUAUAUCGUAAUGAUUUUAGUGA